Molecule: messenger RNA, 4338 nt
Organism: Closterium sp. Naga37s-1
Lineage: Eukaryota; Viridiplantae; Streptophyta; Zygnematophyceae; Desmidiales; Closteriaceae
Source: the annotation of a GenBank genome assembly
AUGCUCAGUUUCAAUUUCCUUUAUUCAUACUACAUGCGCCCCUGCCUUCCCCCUCGCCUUCUAUCACCACCCUUUUUUGUCGUCCACAUCACCGACCCCGCGUCCCCCUUCCGCGCCCACCGCAGUGGAUCAACAUGGGGCAGAUCCUGUGCGUGGAGCACAUGGAUCAACACGGGGCAGAUCGCGUGCGUGGAGGACGGCGGGCACAGGCGGCCCAAUCGCCACGCGGAGAUCUCCCGCCGCAUCUUCCGCUGGCUCGAGAAGGAGGGCACCCGGGGCUCUGCGCUCACGUCUGAGGAGAAGGUGGUGAUGCGCAAGAUCCAUCCGCGCCUGCCCGCCUUCUCUGCUGACUUCACGGCGUCAGUGCCCCUCACUCGUAUCCGCGACAUUGCCCACCGCAAUGACAUCCCACACGAUCUCAAGCAAGAGAUCAAGCACACGAUUCAGAACAAGCUGCACCGCAACGCCGGGCCCGAGGAUCUAGUGGCCACGGAGCUGCUGCUGCGCCGGGUGACACGCACCCCGGGGGAGUACAGUGAGGCGUUCGUGCAGCAGCUGAAGCUGUUCUACGCCGAGCUUAAAGACUUCUUUAAUGCGAGCAGUCUGACGGAGCUCCUGGAGAGCAUCCGCCCCUCCCUGGACGACACUGGCGCUGCCAUGCUGCAGAACUUCCUUGCUUGCAAGCAGAACGUCGAUGCGCUGCCGUCUUCGGCAGGGGCAUCAGGCGAGUCAUCACAGGGGGCAGCAGCGUCCGGGCGGCCGACUGACGUGCUGAUGUCAGCGCUGCAUGCGCUGACGGGGCUGCGGGCUGUGCUGAUGUAUUCCCUGGAGAGUGGGCUGAGGAACGAUGCCCCGGAUGAUGCCAUUGCCAUGCGCCAGAAGUGGCGACUGGCGGAGAUCUGUCUCGAGGAGUACUUCUUUGUUCUGCUCAGCAGACCCCUGAACGAGCUGUUUGAUGAGGAGAGGAUGAGAAAGGCGUUCCCCCUCCCCCGCCUCCCCACGCCCCCCUCCCCCGCCUCCCCACGCCCCCCUCCCCCGCCUCCCCACGCCCCCCUCCCCCGCCUCCCCACGCCUCCCCCCCCCGCCUCCCCACGCCCCCCUCCCCCGCCUCUCCCGCCUCCCGACGCCCCUCACCCCGUCAUCCAUUGCUCCUCCCAGCUCUUCGAUGAGGAGGGGGGAGACAGGGCAGCGGAGGGCAUGGCGGGGGAGAUCCGCAUGGGGCAGCUGGGGCACGUGGGGGUGGCGCUGGGGGCGGCCGUCCUGGGGCUGAGGCACCUGGGGCUGUCGGGGUGGAACCAGGCGGAGUGCUUUUGCCUUGAGAACGAGCUCGCGUCCUGGCAGGCUGCUGGCAUCGGCAGCGCAGGUGUGGCAUCGGAGCACGACCUGCGGUGGUGGGCGCUGAGGCUCAAGGCGUCUCUGGACCGCAUGAGGCGACUCACAGAGGCAUUCACAGAGACCACGCUCGAGCUCUUCUUCGAGCCCUCUCAGAAGCUGGGCCACGCACUGGGAAUCGAGGAGAACGCCGUGAGGACGUUUGCAGAGGCGGAGAUCCGAUCCAGUGUGGUGUUUCAGCUGGCGAAGCUCACCUCGCUGCUGCUACGUGUGAUGCGGUCGGUGCUGGGAGCAGAGGGGUGGGACGUGCUUGUUCCCGGCACUGCUGUGGGCAAGCUGGUCGAGGUGGAGCGCAUUGACCCUGACCUCCUCGCAACACUGAAGGGCGAGCAGGGGGUGGUGCUGCUGGUGCAGCGUGCAGAGGGAGACGAGGAGGUUAAAGCAGCAGGAGCGAACCUGAAGGCCGUGGUGCUGCUUCAGGAGCUGCCACAUCUCUCCCACUUGGCCGUCAGGGCCAGACAGGAGGGAGUGCUGCUCAUGACGUGCGAGGAUGAGAACCGAAUCGCCGCCCUUCGCUCCGCUGUUGGCUCUCGAAUCCGUCUUGAGGCAGGAGUGGAAGGCGUGAAGGUCAUCACAGGAGCGGCAGUGGACCAGCGCUCCUCCUCCUCCUCUGCAGAUGCCGCCACCGGUAGCAGCAGUGCAAAGAGCGAGGAUGAAGUGUGGGUGCAGGCGCUGAAACCACAACCUAUCCGAGUGCAGGAGGCACGGCUGCCAGUGCUGCCGCUGCACGAGGCUCAGCUGGCCACAUGUGGCGCCAAGGCGCAUGCGUGCGCCAAGCUAGAGGAGCUCUCAAUCGCCUCCACCUUUGCAGGUGCUGACUUCUCUGUGCCCCGUUCAGCCGUGAUCACCUUUGGAGUAAUGGACGAGGCCAUCACCGCUUCCAACCGCCGCACUCUCAUCCAAUCUCUCGCCCACUUGAACCCCUUCCCCUCCCAUCAGGUGCUGACUUCUCCGUCCCCCGUUCAGCUCUGUGAUCACCUUUGGGGUAAUGGACGAGGCCAUCACCGCUUCCAUUUAUCCCCCUUCCCCGGCGCCACUCCCCCAUUCCCCCUCUGUACCCCAUCACUCACACUUCCAGGUGCUGACUUCUCGGUCCCCCGCUCAGCUGUGAUCACCUUUGGAGUAAUGGAAGAGGCCAUCACCGCUUCCAACCGUCGCACACUCUUCCACCGCCUCGCUGCCACCCUCGACGACCCGAACCUUCAAGGAAGCGUCCUCGACAGCACCUGCGCCCAGAUCCGCACUCUCCUAGAGGAAUCCCCCCUUCCCCCCGCCUUCUUCCGAACCCUCUCGUAUAUCUUCUCCGCAAACGCUCGCCUUAUCGUCCGCUCGAGCGCCAACGUAGAAGAUUUAGCUGGGAUGUCCGGAGCUGGGCUGUACGAUUCCGUACCUGAUGUCACCCUCUCCGAUCCUGCUUCGUUCGGCCGAGCCGUAGCCUCGGUGUGGGCGUCACUGUUCACGCGGCGCGCGGUGCUGAGCCGGCGGGUGGCGGGCGUGCGUCAGAGCGAUGCAGCUAUGGCGGUUCUAGUCCAGGAGUUAAUCUCCCCGCCGGACCUUAGCUUCGUGCUGCAUACCAAGGGAAUCGGCACUGGUGCUGGUGGCGCUCUCGUUGUUCCCAGUCCCCGACUUGCUAACAGCAGCAGCAGCAGCAGCAGCGGCGGCGGCGGCGGCGGCGGCGGCGGCAGUAAUGGGAAAGCCACAGGAUCUGCUGCAUCUGCAUCUGCGAGUGCUGUUGCUCCCGGCUCUCCUGCACCGUCGGAUUUCCUCUCUGCUGAGGUGGCGCCAGGGCUGGGCGAGACCCUGGCGUCUGGUACACGUGGCACCGCAUGGCGCUUCGCUGUCGGGAAAUCCGACGGCUUGGUUCGAAUCCUGGCGUUUGCAAAUUUCAGCGAGAAAAUCGUGAUGGCACCUGCUGCUGCUGCUGCUGGGGGCGGUUCAGGUGGAAGGAAAGCAGGUGCAGAAGGGGGCGGGGUUGUGAUGCAAGCAGUGGAUUACAGUGGUCAGCUGUUGUCUACUUCGCCUGAUGCUCAGGUGGUGCUUGCUAAGAAGCUUGAGGCCGUUGGAUCGUUUCUGGAGGACCGGUUUGGAUCACCUCAGGACAUUGAAGGGUGUGUUGUGGGGGAUAAGAUCUACGUGGCCUCCCAUGUCGUCGCGGUCUCCUCUUCCCCGUCGCUUCGCUCCUCCCCCUCCUCCUGCUGCUGCCACGUGUCCCUCUCCACAACCACACCGACGGCAGCAGUGCGAACGGCAGCAUCACACGUGACACCCGGACGUUUCGCGAAUCCGUCAACUCGUGCCGCCCGAGAAUGCAUCCUCUCCGGCGGACCGAAGCCUAGAAAACUACAGAUAUCAAACGGCAGUCGAAUCCAAUGCAGUUUGACGCCCCCUAUAGUCACGUCCGCUGCGUCGUCCGCUGCAGCGGCAGCCAUGGCAGCUGGGGGUAGCUCCGCUGUGACUAUAGCGAGCAGCUGGUUCACGCUCUGCACGGCUGCCGUCAUCCCUCUUUAUACGCUCAUGAUCUUCGCGCCAGACUGGCACGUGACGGAGAAGAUCAUGGGCAGCUCGCUGCCGAGCAUUCUCCUGGGUUUCGUGUACCUCUACCUGCUCUACAAGUCGUGGACGCCCAACACGCUGCUCUACAUGUUCUCCUCCAAAUACUGGCUGCCCGAGCUAGCAGGCAUCACUCAGAUGUUCGCCAGCACUCUCACUGUUGCCUCUGCCUGGAUUCACCUGCUGGCCGUUGAUCUAUUUGCCGCCAGGCACGUGUAUCUGGACGGCCUAAAACAGAAGCUGGAGACGCGGCACUCGCUCGUGCUCUGCCUCAUGUUCGGACCACUAGGCAUCGCCGCUCAUUCCCUCACCAAAACCAUUGCCCAGAUCUUUCGCCGCUCGAGGAGAGGCCGCAACGCAUCGCGGACUGUACAGGACAUUCCCUCACCUCCAUGA